AUGCAGACUUAUCGAAAGGAUCGCUUCCAAUGCUUCUGCCGAGACGAGCAGCUCCGGCUCUAUCCACUACAAACCACUUUAACAGGCGCUUACAACAUGGCGAUCUCUGUCUCGAUCUACUUAGCCACCUUGAGCCCGAGCGGAGCGAGUGGACGCGUGACGCAUUUGCUGGGUGUGAACGAAAUGCAGGAAGCGCAGCCGGCAAAUGCGCGUCCGCAUGCCGACACUGUUCUCAGUGGCCUUGGACCAGUGCCAGACGACGUGAGCUGCGACGACUCGGAGGAGGCAGGAAUGCAAAGCCCCUGUCAAAGCGCUCAUAGCUGUCACAGCGGCAAUCAGAAGAGUCCGAGGGCUUCUGAUUACCCGCUGAGACCAGAGCCACCGGCAGCAUUUCGGCAAUUCGAGCCGGAGGAGGAACUCCGAGCUUUGAUGUCGUUCUUGUGGCAGUGGCCUCUGCCAGAGAGUGGCAAAGGACUAUCACGGUCUCAUUGUUGCCAGACGCACCAAACCCUGGAUCGCGCUCGGGACGCCUUGCGAUACUUGCAGAAGCUGGACUGCCAGGACGUGCCAGCCUGCCUUGGCUGGCAGUGCCCUGCCUGCAAGCUGAAGGGCACGGAAAGCGACCGACGACGAUUUGACGAAGAGUCCUGGUGCUGCGGUGGCGGUGCCUCGCUGCAAAGUGCAGGGCUGAUGCUUAGUGCUGGAUGGCUCCAGGUCUCCAGUCGAUGCCUCACCGAAGGUGAGAGCUUGCGGACAAUCCCCUGUCGGCUUGCACGGCGACCUCUGAGGCAGAUGGCAAACUGGUACGGCAGCACAGAGCCCGUGGGUAAAGCGCAGCAGUCAGGAUGGUGGCGUGCCUUCGCAUCCGGGUGCAGCAACUUUUCUAUCCAGUACAAUUACCAAUGUGCAAGCAUUGCCCUGGCGGUGAUGUCUACCCACAAUGACCUCUAUGUGCAAGAUCCACUGGCAGCGGACUAUCCGCGGCCUCCCUGGGUCUCUCGCUCUCUGCUGGCCUUGGUCUUCGUGGGCUCCAUGGCAGGCAUGAUGUGCUUCGGAUACCUGGGAGAUCUCCUCGGUCACCGGCGAGCUCUCCAGGGGACCAAGGGCCUUGUCGUGCUGGGUGCUUUGCUGUGUUCCAUGCUGCCGGAAGAUUCUGGAGAUGAGUUCUGGCAUAGACUGGCCAUUGGUCGACUCUUGGUGGGGGUGGGCCUUGGGGGAGCCUACCCCCUGAGCGCAGCUUGUGCGGGUGCCUCUGGUACUUCGUCGGAGGUGGGUCAGGCGUUCUUCUGGCAGACGCCCGGUGGCGUAGCCCCGUACCUUGUCACGCUCCUCCUGCUGCACGUCCUGCCUGGAGCCACCUCCUGGCAGUUCCGGCUGGUGCUCGGUUUGGGGGCUCUGCCGGCCUUCCUGGCCCUUGCUGCCUCCUGGCGGGAGGAGUCAGCACCUCCAGUGCAUGCAGGAGGAGACCUCCGCCAGGCGCUGCAGAGCCACCAACGAACACUUGUUGGCACUGCUGGGACCUGGUUCCUAUUUGAUGUCGCUGCUUACGGCACCGUCAUCUUCACCCCUCGCAUCCUCAAUCAUGUCUUCGGUGAAAGCCAGUCGCUCACGCAGUUGGCUCUCCAUUCUGUCAUGAUGCUUUCUUUUGCCAUCCCGGCCACUUUCCUUGCGGUUGCAGUGCUGCCUCGCGUGGGCGCACGGACGCUGAAUGCACUGGGGCUGGCCAUGAUCUCCGUCUGCUUUGCGGUUUUUGCGGCCGUGUCGGCUGUGUUUCCAGAUGCGCACAAGGUCCUUUUCGCUGUUCUUUGUGCUCUGUACUUUGGCCUGAAUUUUGGGCCCAGCGUCGCCACCUUCGUGCUUCCGGUGGAGCUAGCGCCUCCGGAGUUGCGCAGCACCUUCCACGGCCUCUCGGCCGCUGCUGGGAAGAGCGGAGCACUCGUCGGAGCUCUACUUUUCCCGCUGCUGGACGAGACCUACGGGGUCUUGGCCUGGCUGGAUAGUAUCUGGAAGGAGUGUAGGCCGCCGCUGCAGAACUCUUGGAGGUGCGUACACACGCGGAAUUCAAGACACUGGCACCCUUGGUGGUCUUUCGCCUGGCCAUACUCGAUGGCAGCGCAGGCGUCGGCGCCUAGCACGUCGGCGACCAGUGCGGUCAAGGUGAUAUCAAAGACAUGGGCCAGAGACUCUCAUGACCUCUUCGACUUUGAGGCACAUCAGCUGCAUACGCAGACGUUUUCGGUGCCGAAGUCCACGGUGUGCAUGCGCAAUGGCACAGAGGUGCAGAUGGUCGGGGAGCGGGAUGCGCCGCCGGCAGGAGGAGAUCCUCUCCUGCGCCUCGUGCAGCGGGAUGGGACCUUCUGGGACAUCCUUGCACGGAGGCCGCGCGGCCCUCGAUUAUCCUCAUUUCUGGGACGUUCGGAGACGAGCUUCGAUGCGCUGACGAUCGAUACAGCCGUGCUUCCCUCAGAGAAGAUGCUAGACAUUCGAAAAGCCUGCAAGUUGAAUGUUGCCGAUCCACUUGAUCCCGCGGGUCCGGCCAAGAUCUUUCGAGACAACCUCGAGACAGGAGCACAGUGCGCGGAGAAAAUUGGUAGCAACCUUUUCACGGGCUCCCUCGGAGAGAGCUCAGGCACCAAAUUUAAGGGCGAAUUGCCCGUGGAGUUGGGAGGGCAAGUGCGAGAAGACGUGGAAGCCAUCCAGGACACAUGUCACGACUUCGCGUCCCUUCUUCUUCAUCGGCUGUCGCGCAAGGAAAACAAGUCCUUGAACAAGGUGGACGCUGUCCGUGUGUUGAAAUCCUUUGGCCGAUGCCUGGAAUCCAUGGGGCAGGGAACCACGCUGCUUGGUUGCCAGACGGGCGGCGCUGAGGGAGAAGAUGAAGCAACGUGCGAAAAGGAGGUUGACAAGGUCCAGCCGUCCAGCAACUCCAAGAAGCUGUGGCUUGUAGUGAGAGAUCUGGUAUCCAGCAGCCAUCGGCUGCAGGAGGGUGAUGUCAUCAAGCUGGGACGCUUCAAAUUCCGCGUUCGUCAGCUGGUGGCAUCCACCUACGGUGGCAUGCAGCCAGAACUUAGACAAGCCUGCUCGCUUUUGCAGCAAAGCAUUGCCAUGUUACGUGGCCGCGCGCCAGUGCUGGCUGCGCUGGCCGCCGUCUGGACAAGCUCUUCCAGUCGAUGUGUCUCGACUUGGGCAGCCCCUCACACCGUCUUUGGGUCGCGGCUUCGAGGACCAAAGCAGCUCCCCGUCGGCUUGCGCUACUGGCCCAAUUUCAUCACGGAGGCAGAGGAGGCGGAAUUGAUCCAGGCUGUGGAUGGUUCAGGAGCGGCCUGGUUGCGGAAGAUCCGCCGCGCGCAGCAAUUCUUUGGACUGGUUUACUACCAGACAUCCCAAUCCGUGCCGGAGUUGCAGCCGACAGCCCAAAGUUCUGCCAAGCAGCAGCGUGGUCGAGACCUCGAGGAGCUACCUAGCUGGCUGAUACCACGUCUCAGGUCGUCCGGACUGUUUUCCGAGCCUGGUCGAGGCAUCAACCAAGUACAGGCAAACGAGUACCUGGAGGAUAGCGGCAUCGGAGCCCAUGUUGAGGAUCCGGCUGCCGGAGAAACAUUGGUGACACUGUCCCUGCUGCGACCAGUACAGCUGACUCUCCAGAGGGCGGAGGAAGGUCGUCCUGUCCAUCGCGACAAACGAGAUCCGGAGGACUGCAUCAAGGUGCUCCUCGAGCCUAGAAGUCUUUUCCUGCUGGAAGGGGAGAGCCGUCAUGAUUUUACCCACGCAAUCCGCCAGUCGAGACGAGUGCCUCUACGCGACGGCAGUGUUGUCAUCCGAGACGGGAGCUUCCGAAGGGUCUCUUUGACUUUUCGAGGCAUUGUCGAAGACAAGCGGAGCUCAACUCGCUCGGACAUGCCAACUGGCUAUGAGACUUACGUCGUGCCGAAGGAAAUCCUGCGGAGCCAGAGCGCAAGAUGA
Messenger RNA from Symbiodinium necroappetens, 3963 nucleotides. Lineage: Eukaryota; Dinophyceae; Suessiales; Symbiodiniaceae. The record is from the annotation of a GenBank genome assembly.